AUGGACAACGCACCCUACCACUCCCAGCAAAUAAAUUGGGCACCGACAUCAGCUAACAAAAAGAAUGAAAUUCAGGAGUGGCUCCGCCAACACGGGAUUGAGUUUAGUGAUAGUGAGCUCAAGCCGGAACUAUCACAAAAGGUGCAACGGAACCGACCAGAAAAAAUAUACAAAUUGGAUCAGUUAGCUUUGGAGUCAGGACACGAAGUGAAUCGCUUACCACCUUACCAUUGCGAAUAUAACCCAAUUGAGUUGGUAUGGGCUCAAGUAAAAAAUGAAGUUGCCAGCAAAAACAGCACUUUUAAAAUUGCAGACGUCGAAGUUUUACUGCAUGAAGCAAUUUCAAACGUUUCGCAAAAGAACUGGGAAGAUUGUGUGAAGCAUGCAGAAAAACUGCAAGAGGAAGACUAG
This is a messenger RNA of Parnassius mnemosyne (clouded apollo), 411 nucleotides long. The record is from the annotation of a GenBank genome assembly. Lineage: Eukaryota; Metazoa; Arthropoda; Insecta; Lepidoptera; Papilionidae.